Alnus glutinosa is the source of this 1652-nucleotide messenger RNA. Its product is annotated as eukaryotic translation initiation factor 3 subunit I-like. NCBI's taxonomy places the organism in Eukaryota, Viridiplantae, Streptophyta, Magnoliopsida, Fagales, Betulaceae. Gene Ontology annotation, biological process: cytoplasmic translational initiation. The coding region runs from base 232 to 1212 and encodes 326 amino acids. Gene Ontology annotation, molecular function: protein binding; translation initiation factor activity; RNA binding. The transcript is spliced from 8 exons. Gene Ontology annotation, cellular component: eukaryotic translation initiation factor 3 complex, eIF3m; cytoplasm. The record is from RefSeq and is a predicted model, not a curated record.
UAUUCAGCGAACUAAACAAAGCCUCAGGCUUCCUAGUUCCAAUCGGACUGGUGUCAAGUGUUAACAGACACAAAACCCUAGUCCCCAUAGCCGUAGCCCCACAUCCUCUCUUUCUUUUCCUCUCGUCUUCUCCAAAAUACUCAACCCUAGCCCCCAUUCUUGAAAGCCUAACUCUGUGUUCUCGUUACGGUUACGUGAUUUUUCUCCUCCUUGGAACUCUGCUUGAAAGCGAUGAGGCCGAUUUUGAUGAAAGGCCAUGAAAGGCCGUUGACAUUCUUGAAGUACAACAGGGACGGGGACCUCCUUUUCUCCUGCGCGAAGGACCACACCCCCACCGUCUGGUUCGCCGACAACGGCGAGCGUCUUGGCACCUACCGCGGCCACAACGGCGCAGUCUGGUGCUGCGACGUCUCAAGGGAUUCCAUGACGCUGAUCACGGGGAGCGCAGAUCAGACAGCGAAGGUUUGGAAUGUGCAAACUGGGGAGCAAUUGUUCACUUUCAAUUUCGGCUCUCCGGCCAGGGCUGUGGACCUCGCGGUCGGGGAUCAGCUCGCCGUCAUUACCACAGAUCCAUUCAUGGACUCUCCUUCCGCCAUUCACGUUAAAAUCAUCGCCAGAGACCCUGCUGACCAGACUGGCGAAUCUGUUCUUACCAUCAAGGGCCCUCAGGGACGAAUUAAUAGAGCUGUUUGGGGUCCUCUGAAUACGACCAUCAUAAGUGCUGGAGAAGAUGCUGUGGUUCGUAUAUGGGAUUCCGAGACUGGAAAACUGCUUAAAGAGUCAGACAAGGAAUCUGGCCACAAAAAAACAGUGACGGCCCUUACAAAAUCUGUAGAUGGUUCUCAUUUCCUCACUGGUUCGCUUGAUAAAUCUGCUAAGCUUUGGGACAUAAGAACAUUGACUCUUAUCAAGACGUAUGUGACCGAACGCCCAGUCAACGCCGUUGCGAUUUCUCCACUUCUUGAUCAUGUGGUGCUUGGAGGUGGUCAAGAUGCAUCUAAUGUCACGACUACUGACCAUCGUGCUGGAAAAUUUGAGGCUAAAUUCUUUGAGAAGAUUCUUCAAGAAGAAAUUGGAGGUGUGAAAGGGCAUUUUGGACCGAUAAAUGCUUUGGCGUUCAACCCUGAUGGAAAAAGUUUCUCAAGCGGAGGCGAAGAUGGUUAUGUACGUUUACAUCACUUUGACCCCGAUUACUUCCACAUAAAGAUUUAGAUUUGGAGCAUAAUACUUUCACAUUGAUUGAACGGUGUGGCUGUUUAAUGCCACCCAACAGAUCGAGAAGCUUGGCUUGGAAAUUGGAAAGUGGAAUGAUGUUAUCACUUGGGAUAAUUUUCUCACACAAGUAUCCCACUGAAAAUGUCAACAAUUGAGAGAAUGACUUAAGAAUGAUUUCCCUUCUUGAGGGGUUUUUUUUAAUAAAUAUUAUUAUUUAUUUUAUGAAGUCAUCUAUUAAAACUAGAAUCGAGCUUUGGAGGUUCUUGGAAGUAGACUUUAUUUUCCUUCUUCAGCAGUAAUUUUGUAGCGUGGGUGUUAGAUGAAGCAAUGGUUAAUUAAUAUUUUGCUUGUUGGAACACAGUUUUGUAGAAGAUGUAAGAUUCUAUCUGUACAUAUGAUCGUCGUUUUUAAAGUUAUCUCCAAGAAGAUGUUCAUUA